AUGUUUGGGGGGAUAAAUACGUCAGCACCGAACAAACAAAGCUUGUUUGGGAACAGCGGUGCAUCUUCUUCCAAAACUAACACAUUUUCACAGCCUUACCAACAACAACAACAACAGCUACAACAAGUGCAACCAACACAAGGCCUGCCCCUUCAAUCAUCUAUUUUUCAGAAUCCUGGUCAGGCUAUACAACAAAUGAAAAGUCCAUCGAGAUUUGAGAAAUAUGAGCUUAAAGGUGCCUCUGAGCCAAAACUUUUUGCGUCAGAUGUGAAAACGGGUGCCAGUCACUCGGAUACAAAUGACCCUUCCAAGUCAAAACAUAGAAAAAGGACUAUUCCUUCACAUUUAGUUAAGCGUUUGAAUAAGAAUAAGAGUACAUUGGACGAAGAGGAUAAACCAAGUGUUCCGAUUUUACCGUUUAAAGCGACAAAACAGAGCCAAACAGAUACCUUUGAUGAGGAUUUUGCAUAUUUGUAUGAGCAUGAUAAACUACCCAGCAGAUCAUUGUUAGAUCCGUUAACGUUCAAUGAUGAAUAUACACCAGGUGAGAUACUCAUGGAAGGUUCUGACUUCAAUAAGAUGACGCAAGAGCCAUUUGAGUUUAAAAACGCUUUCCAAAGGCCAAACAGGAGUACGAUUUCACAAAAGACUACAGGUAAAGAAAAUAGAGAAACUAAGCUGCCCUGGUCUAAGACUUCGAAUGAGAUGCAAAUUGAUGAUUCUGAUCUAUCAGUGAAAACAGAGUUAGUACCGACUGACACAAAACAAACGAGGAGUCUUACUUCUGAGAAAUUAUACUGCGCAGUUAUAGUAUACGGGUUUGACGAUGAGAACUUUCGUGUGCUGAUUGAGCAUUUUGCCAAAUAUGGUAAAAUCAUGGAAGACUUGAUGAUUUCAGAUUUUAAUUAUUACUAUGGACAACCAGGAAAUGUUUUAGCCGUUGAUAAACUAGUUGAUAUUAACGACCGAUCAAAUGCAAAGCUUGGAAAUAAAAACGCUUUUCCAAUAUUUUUAGGUGAGGGGUGGGUGAAAAUCACCUAUGAUAACCCAAAUUCAGCAAUAAGAGCUCUUGCUGAUAAUCUGAUAAGUGAUAACAACGGCAAUAUAUUGGGGGUUAUUCCAUACACAAGAGAAGACUUGGAGUUGUUAUUAGGACAGAAAAUUUCAGAUUCAAUGGAUGUUGGUGCAGGCUUAAAAGGUCUCAACCAUGAAUUGGAAUUGGACAUGAAACUGGCAGAUAACUAUAUAGGAAGAUACCUAAGGGCUGCUAGAAACGGGCUUACACGAAAAGAUUCAAACAGUGGAGAUUUACGGUCUAAAUCACUCGCAAUAAAAGAUGGUUCUAAUCUACUGUUGAAGAAGGACAAACAUGAAAAUCGUAAAACUAUAUGGAACUCAGGUAUGGGUUUUUUGUUUGGUAAAGGUGAAAUUUAG
Messenger RNA from Pichia kudriavzevii, 1434 nucleotides. RefSeq lists its product as uncharacterized. Gene Ontology annotation, molecular function: structural constituent of nuclear pore; single-stranded DNA binding; phospholipid binding. Bases 1 to 1434 code for a protein of 477 amino acids. The record is from RefSeq and is a predicted model, not a curated record. The transcript has a single exon. NCBI's taxonomy places the organism in Eukaryota, Fungi, Ascomycota, Pichiomycetes, Pichiales, Pichiaceae. Gene Ontology annotation, biological process: regulation of DNA-templated transcription; NLS-bearing protein import into nucleus; nuclear pore organization. Gene Ontology annotation, cellular component: nuclear pore central transport channel; nuclear membrane; nuclear pore nuclear basket.